AUGGGAGCCAACCCGCCCGGGCUGCCGUGGGUCGCGGGCGUAGAAGGCGCCGGCGUCGUGCGGGAGGUCGGUCCUGGCGUUAGCAACGUGGCCGUAGGGGAUACCGUCGCCUAUUGCAGCCACCCCGGUUCCUACUCGGAGCAGGCGCUGGUUCCGGCCUGGCGCCUGAUCAAGAUGCCCGACGGCCUGUCCGCCCGCGACGGGGCGGCUGCCAUGCUCCAGGGGAUGACCGCGCACUACCUUUGCUACGACACCUACCGCGUCCAGGCCGGAGACCGGGUGCUCGUCCAUUCCGGGGCUGGCGGGGUCGGUCUGCUGCUCAUCCAGAUGUGCAAGGCUCUCGGCGCCUAUGUGUACUCCACCGUCUCCACUGAGGCCAAGGCUGAGCUAGCCCGGGGAGCCGGCGCGGACCAAGUAAUCCUUUAUACAGAGAAGGAUUUUGCCGCGGAAAUCGCCGACGCCACCAACGGCGCGGGGCUGCAGGUGGUGUACGACGCGGUGGGCAAGGACACCUUCGACCGCAGCAUCGCCAGUCUCGCUCCUCGUGGGUACAUGGUACUUUACGGACAGGCCAGCGGCCCAGUGGAGUCCAUGGAUCCCCGCGUCCUGGGGAACGGCUCCAAGUUCCUGACCCGUCCCGGACUGGGGGACUACACCGCCAACCGCGAGGAGUUGGAGAAGCGCGCCGGUGCCAUCCUCGGGUGGGUCAAGUCGGGUGAACUCAACCUGCGCGUGGAGCACCUGUUCCCGCUGUCCGAAGCCCCCGAGGCCCACCGCCAGUUGGCCGGUCGCGCCACCACCGGAAAGAUUAUUCUGACGCCAUAA
This is a messenger RNA of Geodia barretti, 825 nucleotides long. Lineage: Eukaryota; Metazoa; Porifera; Demospongiae; Tetractinellida; Geodiidae. The record is from the annotation of a GenBank genome assembly.